GCCGCCUCUGCGCGCAGCCCCGCGGCCGGGCAUGGGCGGGGGCGCCGGGCCGACACGAUGAGCGCCCUGGGCAGCCCGGUGCGGGCCUACGACUUCCUGCUCAAGUUCCUGCUGGUGGGCGACAGCGACGUGGGCAAGGGCGAGAUCCUGGCGAGCCUGCAGGACGGCGCGGCCGAGUCCCCGUACGGCCACCCGGCGGACGUGGCAGGUUUCUUAUCCUCCCGCAUGUCUGAGUGGAGAGAACUCUGGGGAAGCCCUUGGCACCCACAUUUAGGCUGUCCGUGCCCUCCGACAGGGAUCGACUACAAGACCACCACCAUCCUGCUCGACGGCCGGCGGGUGAAGCUGCAGCUCUGGGAUACGUCGGGGCAGGGAAGAUUUUGUACCAUAUUCCGCUCCUACUCUCGGGGUGCCCAGCCCGCAUGCCAGUGGCACGUCUGUGUGCUGCAUGUGGAGCCUGUGUCCUCCCCGCAGGGUGUGAUCCUGGUCUACGACAUUGCAAACCGCUGGUCUUUUGAUGGCAUCAAUCGAUGGAUUAAGGAGAUUGACGAGCAUGCCCCCGGUGUCCCUAAAAUCCUGGUGGGGAAUCGCCUCCACCUGGCAUUCAAGCGGCAGGUGCCCACGGAGCAGGCCCAGGCCUACGCAGAGCGCCUGGGCGUGACCUUCUUCGAGGUCAGCCCUCUCUGCAACUUCAACGUCACGGAGUCCUUCACGGAGCUGGCCAGGACCGUGCUGCUGCGGCACGGGAUGGACCGGCUCUGGAGGCCCAGCAAAGUGCUGAGCUUGCAAGACCUCUGCUGCCGCGCGGUGGUGUCCUGCACACCCGCACACCUGGUGGACACGCUCCCGCUGCCCCCUGCCUUGCGGAGCCACCUCAAGUCGUUCUGCAUGGCCAAUGGCCUCAGUGCCAGGAUGAUGCACGGCCGCUCCUACUCCCUCACCGCCAGCGCCACCCACAAAAGGAACAGCUUCUGCAAAGGGAAGGUCGUCCGCCCACCCCAGAGUCCACCCAAAAUCUGUACCAGGAACAGCUGCAAAAUUUCUUAAGGAAGGAAACACACCGGAACCUCUCCAGGGAAACUCUGAACAGUCACACCCAGAAGACGGUGAUGCGUUCGGGAUCCAAGAAACAAGUUUUCAACGUC
Messenger RNA from Lemur catta (Ring-tailed lemur), 1145 nucleotides. RefSeq names its product RAB40B, member RAS oncogene family (gene RAB40B). The record is from RefSeq and is a predicted model, not a curated record. Gene Ontology annotation, molecular function: GTPase activity; GTP binding. The coding region runs from base 58 to 1047 and encodes 329 amino acids. Gene Ontology annotation, cellular component: endosome; synaptic vesicle; plasma membrane. Lineage: Eukaryota; Metazoa; Chordata; Mammalia; Primates; Lemuridae. The transcript has 6 exons. Gene Ontology annotation, biological process: intracellular signal transduction; protein localization to plasma membrane.